Molecule: messenger RNA, 863 nt
Organism: Blepharisma stoltei
Lineage: Eukaryota; Ciliophora; Heterotrichea; Heterotrichida; Blepharismidae
Source: the annotation of a GenBank genome assembly
AUGGAAGUAAGACUUAAAAAAUCAGGAAGAAAACGUGGUGGAGCAGGUCUGGCUCUAGUCGGAUGGCAAAUUUAUAUAUUUGGGGGAACUAAAAAUGCACAUAAAACUUAUAAAGAAUGUGACAAAUAUGAUAUACGGACUAAUGCAUGAAUAAGCAUAGAAUCGCUACCUUUAUGCUCUGAGUCUGUUGCCGCAGAGGUUUAUGGUAACGAUAUUCUUGUUGUAGGAUCUCAUCUGCCUGGCUUAUAUUACUAUUCAGUUGGGAAAAAUACUUUUUCAAAUAUAUUUGAUCUUCCGAGUUUACUAAGAAAAAACAUAAUCGUGCAUGAAGGAAAAGCCUGAAUAUAUUGUGACUUUGGAGUUUAUGAAAGCAGAAAAUAUGAUUUAAAAAAUUGGAAUAAAAUUGGGGAUGUUGAUGGUGUCAACAUGCACCUUACUCAGCAUGUUAGAAUUGAGAAUAAGCUUUAUUACGCAGACAAAGCCAUGGGAAAAUAUGUUUUUGAUUUGCGCAGAAGAAUUCUUGAAAAGCUUUAAAAUUAGUUUUAAAUUAAAAUUUAUUGACUUUGUAAAAAGUCCCCAUUUUUAAAUUUAAAAUGAGAUUUCGCAUCUUCAGAGAUUGUUUAGAGUUUUGUUGCUGCUGCUGCCAUAAAAAAAGUAUUGAUGAAGGAGAAGUUGUGGGGUAAUCAUAAAAAAACACAAUAAAUAAAUUUCAUUAAGUUUAAAAAAAAAUAUUUCAAGCUGAUUGCAAUUUCCAUAUUAAAAAUAUAGUUUUUCCUAAUGGGCCAUUCUAAUUAAAACAGAAUAUUGAAGAAAGAAAAAGUCAAGACAUCUCAGUCACGAUUCUAGAUAUAGAUGAUAGCUAG